AUGAGGCUUCUCAACACUAAAACGCUCGAGCUCGAGCCCUUUUCCGACACGAGGGCCUCGGCCGUCUCCUACGCCAUCCUCUCCCAUACUUGGGAUGAUGACGAGGUCACGUUCGACGACAUGAGAGAUCCCCCGGCUGCCGCCGCGAAAGCUGGGUUCGCCAAGAUUUCCGCAAGCUGCGAAAAGGCGAUCGAGCUGGGCCUCAAUUACGUCUGGUCCGACACAUGCUGCAUCGACAAGUCUUCCAGCGCCGAGCUGUCCGAGGCUAUCAACUCCAUGUUUCGGUGGUAUAAAGAGGCCGAAGUCUGCUUCGCCUUCCUCUCGGACCUCCCCGCAGGCAGUGACGUCUUCGCCGACCCCUUGUCAUUCACCGCCUGCAAGUGGUUCUCCCGCGGCUGGACUCUCCAGGAGCUUAUCGCCCCAAUGAACUUGACAUUCUUUGACGGCGAGUGGAACGCUGUCGGCACUAAGAUCGAACUCCAGGAGGCGGUAACUCUAGCCACCCGGAUUCCCCAGGGAAUACUAGACGGAUCGAUAUCCCUUUCUUCGAUCCCCCUGGCAGCUCGAAUGUCGUGGGCCGCCAACAGGGACACGACACGACCAGAGGAUAAAGCCUAUUGCCUAUUGGGAAUCUUCGGCGUCAACAUGUCCAUGAUCUACGGCGAGGGACCAAAAGCUUUUCAGCGACUGCAGGAAGAGAUCCUGCGCAAGACGACCGACCUGUCCAUAUUUGCCUGGAAGGCCACGGAGAGACUGGUCGGGUUUGACCGCUUCCGAGGCAUCCUCGCCCAGUCCCCAUCGGAGUUUGCCGACUGCGGGGAUAUCGAGCUAUUGAACAGCCAGUUCCGGUUCCGUGACGAGAUCAGUCUCACAAACAAGGGAGUCAAGAUCAGCAUGCCGCUGCACAACUUUGGCCAGGGGCGGUUUCUCAUGAACCUGGACUGCCAAAGACCUGUGAAGAAUAGGCCGCCAACAUCUGUGGGCAUCUACUUGAAG
Molecule: messenger RNA, 996 nt
Organism: Lasiosphaeria miniovina
Lineage: Eukaryota; Fungi; Ascomycota; Sordariomycetes; Sordariales; Lasiosphaeriaceae
Product: heterokaryon incompatibility protein-domain-containing protein
Exons: 1
Source: RefSeq, a predicted model, not a curated record